Molecule: messenger RNA, 3187 nt
Organism: Tuber aestivum (summer truffle)
Lineage: Eukaryota; Fungi; Ascomycota; Pezizomycetes; Pezizales; Tuberaceae
Source: the annotation of a GenBank genome assembly
GCCUUGGGCGGUACCGUAUGCGAACUUUGUCAAAAUCUUGGAGAACGUGUAAAUCCGGUCUGCCGGCCCGGGCCACAGCAGACUAUCGAGGCUGUCCACCACGAAUCUCCCCUCUCUCUCCCUAAUUUUAUAUUAAUAUCAUACUGGCCGCCAAUUCGGAUUUCCACUUGCUCGCCGUGUUCUGACGGAUCCACUCCUACUGUGCACCGCAGAAUCCGUACAGAUCGUAUCAUACCCAAAUUCACUCAACUUGCCGGUAGACUUCCUGCCGCUUCUACCAGAGCAUCCCCAUAUCCGUAGUUACCCUUCCGAGAGCAGAAUCCCACCCGAUAUCCCUGCUCCCCGAAACAAGCAAACUCUCUCCUCUUUCCUCCAGAGAAAAAACCCUCCUCGAGCAACUUUUUAUCUAUUUUUCCUCACGGAUCACAGAAGGAAAGGAGAAGGAAAAAAAGAAAAAAAGAGGACCACCCCACCGAAUUUAACCUGACAAAAAGAUGAACGUUGUUGUACCAGUACAGGUGUUCGCUGCCAACAAUAGUUCGUACCGGGGUAGGAAGCGUGCUCAUCGUGCCUGCGAUCAAUGUAAGAGGAGAAGGGUAAGGUCUUUGGUUUUUCUUCUUCUUUCUUUCUUUCCCCCUCCUCUCUCUUCGUUUUUUUUUUUAAAAAAAAAAAAAAUUCCGGUUACCUAUUCCCGGUUGGAGGUGGGGGCGGGGACCGUGGAGAACCUCGCCACUGCGAUGCCGCCCACCAUCUCGAUAACGGUUGUUAACUUCUUCGAUAGAAGAGAUGUCUACCCCCCUUUGAGAACCAUGAGAGAUGUGCGGGAUGUACGAGAGAUGGAUUACGUUGCAGGUCCGUACGGUUCCGAUUUCUACCUAAUCUCUAGAGAAUCCCUAGACUGACGUUUUCCCUUUCUUUCCCUUUCCUACCCAGCCUGGUUGUGGUGGAACCAUCAUCACAGGGCGGUAGCUCCGCCAUCGCAGGCUCUUCGGUGAGCGCAGCAGAGGUCGAGAGUGAGGGAUUCGCGGAUAAACUCGCUGUGUCCUCUGACUCCCCGGAUGGGCAGGCCCGCUUUAUAGGAGAUCUAAACCCGGAGGCAGCACUGCUGGCGGCAACAUCUAACCCAUCCGGACCUUCGUCCUCGUCAGCCCCAUCCCGCAAUGAAAUAGGUGUCUGGGUGCUGCAGCCGCAAGCCGUUUCCCGCCCGCGAAAACGCCGCAGGAGCCCAGACCCCACGAAUACUACUCGACGCUCUGCGAGCCCUGAGCCUACAUUGGCUACGCAUUACAACAACCUCCUCGAAUCCCUCAACGCCUUCUCGCUACCCCCGCGGUCGAGCCUGGACGCUCUGCUAUCGCUAUACGUGGAAUCAGUGCACCCGAUCUACCCCCUCGUGGACACGCACACGAUAAACCUCUUCAAGACCCCCGACGAAAUCCCCCACGUCUUGCUGCAAAGCAUCCUGCUCGUCGCCUCCCGCCACCCGAAUGCCGCCGAGCAUCUAUUCCUCCCGCCCACGAAUGCCCCGCUCCCGCCCCGGAAAUUCGCCUCGAUCCUGUACACCCGGAUAACGGCACUGCUGCAUGCUGGGAGUGAGAAGGACCGCAUACGGCUCAUACGCGUGUAUGGGUUGCUAUCGCUGCACUCGGCUGAUGGCCCGGGCGGGAAUGAAGUUGCAAGUAUGAAUUUGUGCACCGCUAUACACCAUGCGCAUUCCGCCGGCUUGCAUCUCAAAAGGAAUCGGAGUGGUGGGAAGGGUGAGACGGAGCUCUGGUGGUGUCUUUGGGAGCUAGAUAAAUUGCAGGCGGCGAUAAACGGACGCCCGGUGCUGGUGCGUGGGGAGGAUACGUCAAUCGAUUUUCCAAGGGAGCAUGAGGGGACUAGCGUCUUCCACGGGAUGGUUAGGUUGGCAGAGCUAUUAGAAAAGGUUAUCGCGCUCUACAGACCUAGGAAAGAAGGCGGGGUUUUCCAAUGGGAGGAACACUUUCCCUCCUUCGAACAGGUCGUGGGGGAGAUAAGUUGUGAUGACCCAGGGUUACAAGGUACUUCCCGCCCUAUACCCCCCUCACCAGCACCCGAAACUAACCAACGAGCGCGGAAAAGCAACCUUAUCCCUCUUCUACCACGCAAUCUCAAUCCUCUCCCACAGAACGCCAACUUCAAGCACAAACUCCCCCUCCCACGGCCGCCGUACAGCCUCCGCGAAAGCAAUCUAUGAAAUCCUCUCAAACCCUUCCCCCACGCAUCUCCUCCCGCCAACCUCGAUAACACCUUAUGCCGCUUCACUCUCCCUAACAACCUUCCACGCCCUCGUCCGGGAAGGCGAAAAAACAUACCAGAAGGCAUACAAGGAGACGCUAAAGAUUCUAGAAUCCUUAUCGAGGUGGUGGUGGUUUGCCGGUGCAAUGGCAGCCCUAGGCAAAGAAGCCGUUGGGAGAAGAGGAAAAGUCGAGUGCGCACUCGCCCUGUCGAGUCUCCGUGAAGGCGGUAGCGAGAGCACUGUGCCAGCGGCCGAAAGACAGCAGACACUCCAACAACAGCAGCAGAUGUUCCAACAACAACAACAACAGCAGCAGCAGCAGCAGCAGCAGCAAGAUUGUCAACACCAACAGCAAGAACAGCAGCAGCAAGAACACCCAGAGCAAAUACAAGCCCCAGUCUCUGGAGUCGGCGUGCCGAUCACGACUGGUACGACCGUUGGCACCCCACCGGCUAUAACCGCUGAAGGGCCCACCAGCGUAGUACCGGGAUGGGAAGGGGAUGCGGAAUGGGGAGAAUUCGCUGAGCAUUUCAUGCUAGACGUCUGGGACCCUGUCGGCUUUUACGACCCGUUUGCCGAUGGGGGGGUUAUGGGGUUUAACAAUGGUGGCGGUGGCGGUGAUGGGGGAGCAGGUCUUGCGGCAGGCUUGGGGGUGGGGAUCAGUAUGGGCUUUGGAAUGGGGUUUUCUAGGGAUGAGUGUUUGGCUUGAGUGUUCUCUUUUCCCUUUUUUAUUUUUUCCAUUCAUUUUUUUUUCCAUUUAUUCCUUGCGUGGGUACGGCGGGGUCUAUGGUUGGUUGGUUGGUUGGUGGGAGUUGGGUGGUCUGUUCGGGUAUGAUGCGCGAUACGAAGUCUAACUCUCGCUGAUGCUCGAUAUGGGAAUAUGGAUAGUGCAUGUCACGUACUCAAUUCACGGCGUGUAUGCCCCCC